AUGGGAAAAGCAUCCAAACCGACAACACCGGUAAGAAUACCUACGGAUACAGUGAUUCAAGGCAAUUACUUCGAUGAUAAUGCGGUUUAUCGCUCAAUUUUGUUGAAUCCGAUGUUGAAGUUUGACGAUGUUCUUGAUGCAGUCAAAUUGAAAACGUCGCUUGAAAGAUUAUUGAGUCGGCAUGAUUGGAGGAAACUCGGUGGAAGAAUAAGACUGAACGUACGUGAAAUAAUCUUGUCUUGAGCGCUCAGUACUAAGAUCACCUCAGGAGAUUGGGAAGCUUGAGUUUUCCAUCCCAAAGCAGUUCGACGAUUUGCGACCUGGUUUCUCAUAUUCUCACGAACACUUCGAUAUUGAUAUCUUGGAGCAUUCCGUUGCAUCGCAGAUUCCCAAGGCAACGUCAAAACCAGCCGUUCUUGUGGAAGCGAAGAAAUUCGUGAGCCUGACCCGUCGUCCUGAUGCACCUAGCAAACUUGAAGAUUAUCUUUACUCGGAUGAACCUCAACUUGGGAUUCACAUAGUCUCAUUUCGUGAUGCUACUCUUGUAUCGAUACUUUGGCCCCAUAUUUGUGGAGAUGCUUCAGCAGCGAAAGCUAUAUUCGAUGCCUGGUCACUUGUACUUCAAGGACGGGAUGACGAAAUACCUCCACUUCAUGGGUUCGAUAACGAUCCUUUGGCUCAAUUGGGAUUAAAUCCCAGGGAGAAGUACAGCCUCGUCGCAAAGAGGCUUACUGUAUUCCAAAUCAUCGUCUUUUGGAUCCGUCAUCUCUUCGAAACGUUGUGGGGGGGUGACGAAGGCAGGGUGAUGUGUGUGCCGGCUUCCUUCAUAACGAGCCAACGAGAAAAGGCUCUGCAAGAAUUGGCCUCAGGAUGUCACGAAAACGAGAAACAAUUUCUCAGCGAAAGCGAUGUCCUCUGUGCAUGGCUAGCGAAAUUGAGCAUCUCGGAUCUUCCUAAGAGCUCAAAUCGGACAGUCCUCAUUUCAAAUGCUCUCGAUUUCCGGGGUCUUCUCGCAAAAGACCUUUUGCCUGGAAACGGUGUACAUCUCGGAAAUGCAGUAAUGAUUGUUCACGCCAUUUCAACCGUCAGAGACGUAUCCCGCAUGCCCAUUAGUGAGACUGCUUUAGCAAUCCGUCGUGGAAUCGAACACCUGGGCACGCGAGAUCAGCUUGAAGCCCAUCAGGCGCUUUUGAGGGAGUCCAUUGACAAGACCAAGGUCCCUGUGGUAUUUGGUGACGCAACAAUGAAUCUUAUACCUUUUACGAACUGGUCGAAAGCCAAGUAUUUUGAGACAAACUUUUCUGGGGCUGUUACGAAGGUUGGAAAGCCAUUGGAAGGACGGUCGAAUGGAAAAGGAAUACCAUCAUAUGCUCAGAAUUGUACAUUGAACAGGGGACUAUCGAAAUUUGUGAUUAUGGGUAAAGAUGUGGAAGGUAACUUUUGGGUGACUGGAUUUCUGCGGAAAGGUCUGUGGGAGAAUAUCUCAAAGAUGUUGGAAAGAAGUCCGUUGGAGUAG
Molecule: messenger RNA, 1516 nt
Organism: Hymenoscyphus albidus
Lineage: Eukaryota; Fungi; Ascomycota; Leotiomycetes; Helotiales; Helotiaceae
Source: the annotation of a GenBank genome assembly